CUCCCUCUCUCUCCACAGAUAUGGGCUGCCUGUCGGUAGGAGUGGAGGGUCAUGUAUGAUUGAAAUAGCAGUAGAUAAUGGAACAGUGAAACGUCAGGAGGAAUCCUUGUUCCAGCCCGUGUCCGAGGUAGCGUUGGGGCCUAUAUUCCUGGGGGACAUCCCCUCCCAUAGGGAUCAGCCUGCCAGCACCAGGGAGGUGACAGGUUUUGUAGGCUGUAUCAGGGAGCUGCAGGUCAACAAUAAGGACAUCUACAUAGCAGGAGAGGCACUGGGAGGGAGGAACAUCCACAACUGUGACACACCUGUCUGUCAGCACCUGCCCUGCCGCAAUGGAGGCACCUGUGUCAGUGAUGCAGAGGACUGGUUCUGUGAGUGCCCUCCUCUCUACUCUGGUCGGCUCUGCCAGUUCACAGCCUGUGAGUGGAGCCCCUGUGGUCACGGAGCCACCUGUAUCCCCAAGUCCCACCAGGAAGCUGUGUGUCUCUGCCCUUACGGAAGACAGGGCCUGCUGUGUGAUGAUGCCAUCAACAUCACCCGGGCCAGGUUCAGUGGGAAUGAUGAGUUUGGGUACACAUCGUUCAUAGCGUACUCCUCCAUCCCCAGUCUCAGUGUCUACUACGAGUUCCAACUGAAACUAACGUUCGCCGACAGAGCCUCAGCUCUGAAGGACAACCUCAUCCUCUUCUCUGGACAGAAAGGACAGGGCAUUGAUGGAGAUGACUUCCUAGUUCUGGGGGUUCGGAAUGGCAGAAUUGUUCACAAGUUCAACCUUGGAUCUGGUGUGGGAACCAUGGUCAGCGACCGGCUGAACCGUGAGAUCGAUAUCCACACUGUGAACUUUGGCAGAUCUAAGAGAACAGGAUGGUUAAAGACUGCUAUAUUAGGAGUCUUCUCUUUGCUGAUCCAUUGA
Messenger RNA from Oncorhynchus nerka (sockeye salmon), 910 nucleotides. RefSeq names its product protein eyes shut homolog. The record is from RefSeq and is a predicted model, not a curated record. NCBI's taxonomy places the organism in Eukaryota, Metazoa, Chordata, Actinopteri, Salmoniformes, Salmonidae. Bases 56 to 910 code for a protein of 284 amino acids. The transcript has 6 exons.